AUGGUUAACCCCUCCGCUGCUUUACUCAACAGGAUCAAAGCAUCUGGUCUGAAGCUGCGAUUCUGCACUAACGAAACCCAAGCAACCCGGGAGAAGUUUGUGAAGAAACUCCAGGGCAUGGGCUUUGACAUCUCCGUGACUGAAGUCACUGCCCCAGCGCCAGCAGCCUGCCGCAUUUUGAAGGAGCGCAGCCUGAGGCCUCACUUGCUCGUGCACGAUGAUCUUGUCCCUGAAUUUGCUGAGAUUGAUAAAACAAACCCAAACUGUGUGGUUAUUGGAGAUGCAGCAGAAAACUUCACCUACGCAAACCUUAAUGAAGCUUUCCGAGUUCUGAUUGGGAUGGAGAAACCUGUUUUGAUCUCCCUUGGAAGAGGGUGA
This is a messenger RNA of Cariama cristata (Red-legged seriema), 378 nucleotides long. Its product is annotated as phospholysine phosphohistidine inorganic pyrophosphate phosphatase-like. Gene Ontology annotation, molecular function: inorganic diphosphate phosphatase activity; phosphatase activity. Gene Ontology annotation, cellular component: cytosol. The record is from RefSeq and is a predicted model, not a curated record. The transcript has 2 exons. Lineage: Eukaryota; Metazoa; Chordata; Aves; Cariamiformes; Cariamidae. The coding region runs from base 1 to 378 and encodes 125 amino acids.